Molecule: messenger RNA, 2195 nt
Organism: Polypterus senegalus (gray bichir)
Lineage: Eukaryota; Metazoa; Chordata; Cladistia; Polypteriformes; Polypteridae
Gene: colgalt2
Product: collagen beta(1-O)galactosyltransferase 2
Exons: 12
Coding region: 86-2008 (640 amino acids)
Molecular function (GO): procollagen galactosyltransferase activity
Source: RefSeq, a predicted model, not a curated record
CCCCACUCCGCCUGGGACACUCUGCCGCCCAUGUGCCUCUUCUUUUUGUUUUUUUGCCGAGGCCCGCGGACACAUUCCUGUCUACAUGCAGGUGGCACCUGGGCGGGCUCUCCCGCCUCUCCACCUCCGCCCCCAGCCCGAGUCAAGCCGCACGCCCCCCUCGCCGAGACACAGCACGAUGGCCACAGGCACCGCUCUCACGCUCGGCUUGCUCCUGCUCUCCGUCGCUCGGGGGCUGCGGCCGGACGAUGCCGGGCCCCCGGCGGAGUCGCCCCUGCAGAAGCCGACGGUGAUGAUCGCGAUCCUGGCCCGGAACAGCGCGCACAGCCUCCCGCUCUACCUGGGCUGCAUCGAGCGGCUGGACUACCCGAAGGAGCGGCUGGCGAUCUGGGCAGCAAGUGACCACAAUGUGGACAACACCAGUGCCGUGCUGCAGGAGUGGCAGAAGAAUGUCCAGAAACUGUACCACCACGUGGAGUGGAAGAACGUGCAGGAGCCACGCUCCUACCCUGACGAGUCGGGGCCCAAGCACUGGACGAGCUCACGGUUCAAGCAGGUGAUGAAGCUGCGCCAGGAGGCCCUGCAGUCGGCGAGGGAGCUCUGGGCCGACUACGUGCUGUUUGCAGAUGCUGACAACUUUCUGUCCAACCCCCAAAUCCUGAAUUUGAUGAUUUUGGAAAACCGUACAAUAGUGGCACCUAUGCUGGAAUCUCGCAGCCUGUACUCCAACUUCUGGUGUGGAAUUACCUCACAGGGGUAUUACAAGAGGACGCCCGACUACGUGCCCAUCAGGGAGUGGAAGCAAACUGGCUGCUUUGCAGUGCCCAUGGUCCACUCCACUUUCCUGAUUGACCUUCGCAAAGCUGCCACACGUUCCUUGGCAUUCUACCCACCUCAUCCCGACUACACCUGGGCCUUUGAUGACAUCAUGGUCUUCGCAUUCUCUGCCAGGCAAGCAGGUAUUCAGAUGUACGUUUGUAACCAGGUGCACUAUGGGUACCUGCCUGUUCCUCUAAAACCACAGCAGACCCUUGAGGAAGAAGUGGACAGCUGCAUUCACGUCCAAACUGAUGCAAUGGUUGAUCGCCCACCCAUAGAGCCCUCGCAGUAUGUCCACAUGCCCAUGGCAUCACUCGACAAGGCAGGAUUUGAUGAGAUCUUCCUGAUCAACCUGAAGAAGCGCACUGCUCGGCGAGACCGAAUGCUACGCACGCUGGCCAUUUUACAGAUUGUUCCUAGCGUGUUGGAUGCUGUGGAUGGAAGUGCUCUGAACUCCUCACAGCUGCAGGCGAUGGGCAUCGACAUGCUUCCUGGCUACGAGGACCCCUACUCUGGCCGGGUGCUAACCCGAGGGGAGAUCGGCUGCUUCCUGAGCCACUACCAAAUAUGGAAGGAGGUGGUGCAGCAUGGUCUGCAGAGUGUCCUGGUACUGGAAGACGAUGUGAGGUUUGAACCACAGUUCAGGAAAAGACUGACGAGCCUGAUGUCAAACAUCCGGGAAGCCCAGCUGGACUGGGACCUGAUAUAUGUGGGGAGGAAGCGCAUGCAGAUCAAGAAACCUGAAAAGUCUGUGCCAGCUGUCCGGAACCUGGUCGAGGCCGACUACUCCUACUGGACGCUGGGCUACGCCAUCUCGCAGCAGGGGGCGCUCAAACUCCUCCGGGCAGAACCCCUCUCCAAGAUGCUGCCCGUGGAUGAGUUCCUGCCCAUCAUGUUUAACAAGCAUCCUGAGGUGAAGUACCUGGAGAUGUUCGAGCCGCGGGACCUGAAAGCCUUCUCAGCGGAGCCUCUGCUCGUCUUCCCGACGCACUACACCGGGGAGCCGGGCUACAUCAGCGACACGGAGACCUCCACCAUCUGGGACAACGAAGGCGUCACGACAGACUGGGACAGACAGAAGUCCGGCAAGAUGCAGCAGCAGGCGCACAUCGGCUCGAGCGCCCAGAACAGAGAAGCCCUGCAGACGCAGCCCGUGGGCGGCAGUGCCGCGGCCCGGGAGGAGCUCUGACUGGUCAGCGGUCCAUCGGACUUUACUGCCGGCCGCUUGAUUGUACAUAGAGAAGAGUGCGGGGCCGGCAGUCAGACUCGUACAGUUACGGGAUUUGCUCAGGGAUUGAUGGCUACUCGGCGUCGCGCGUGAAAGCAGCAGCAGCAGCAGCAGCAGCAGCAGCAAUUAAAGUAGCUUGUGAAGCCAC